AUGCAGAAUGCGAAUAGCUCUCCCAAGCUUCAGGAAACUAGUAUCCUGCAGUCGUGCAGCAGAGCAAUAAGCUGCCAUGGGCGACGGCAGCUGUGGAGGACGGCUUUGGAGGCAUUCUGGCAGUUGCAGACAAUGCAGCUCCGGAUAGAUACAGUUGCACAUGGAGCCAUUGUAAACGCAUGCGGACGGAGCGCAGCAUGGCAUCAUGGGUGGCAAUUGCUGUCAGAGGUUCGAUUUCACGGCCUGCAAGAGAACAUAAUCGUGUUCAACGGUGCAAUAACUGCGGCAGGGAAGACAUGGCGCCAGUCACUGCGUCUGCUAACAGGUAUAGGCUGCAAGAAGGUGCGGGUUGAUAUAGUGACCAUCAGCACCACGGUCAGUUCCUGCGGAGGAAGUCAUCACUGGCUGCAAGGGCUGAUUCUAUUCCAAGCUCUUCGGAAGCUGUCCGUUCAGGGAGACAUCGUUGCUGGCAACGCUGUUCUGAACACUCUGGAUCAGUCCAUGCGGUGGCAACAAUGUGCGCAUUCUUUCGCGCAGCUCAGGGCUACUGCCUUGCAGCCUAGUUCCAUCUCCCUGAACUCAUUGAUCAGUGCAUCCAGCACUGAAGGCCGUUGGCAAUUCGCUUCUUACUGCUUCACACAGGCACCCUCUCUUGCACUGCAGCAGGAUGCCUUCAGCCAAAGCUCGCUUGUGAGAGCUUGUGAGCUUGCUGAAGAGUGGCAAGUUGCACUUUGGUGCGUGGGCUGUUCUUCAAGCUGGAGCCUGGUACUCUGCAAUGCUGCUGUCAGCACCUGUGAGAAAUCCAGCCGAUGGGAGGUUGCAGCACGACUGCUCAAACAGUUCAGGCACGCGAGACAAAGGCCAGAUUCUGUGACACACAACGCAGAGCUCUGCUCCUACGGUCGGGGCUCCAAGUGGCAGAAGGCUUUUUCGGCUCUUUGCGGGCUGAAAUCCAUGACCGUGCAGGCAAACGCCAUUGGCCACAACACUGCUCUCUUUGCGUCCGUCGAAGCCAAGCAGUGGAGAUCUGCAAUUCGGAUCCUCGAAGCCUUAAAGAGGUCAUGUUUGCAAGCCGACGAAAUCUCGCUGAACACAGGCCUAA
Messenger RNA from Symbiodinium necroappetens, 1102 nucleotides. NCBI's taxonomy places the organism in Eukaryota, Dinophyceae, Suessiales, Symbiodiniaceae. The record is from the annotation of a GenBank genome assembly.